CAUCAUAAUACAGCUCGCUGACUGCAAGCGUGAGAGUGGCUGAGUUACAUAGCAAACUGUAAACUACGUUACGCUCUAGUUUUAUUACCAUACUUUGAAUAUGUCCGGUAGGGGGAAAACUGGAGGAAAGGCCCGAGCCAAGGCCAAGUCUCGUUCAUCCAGAGCUGGACUUCAGUUUCCAGUGGGUCGUGUCCACAGACUGUUACGCAAAGGGAACUACGCGGAGCGGGUAGGCGCGGGGGCGCCAGUCUAUCUGGCUGCUGUGCUGGAAUAUCUGACGGCUGAGAUCCUCGAGCUGGCCGGAAACGCGGCGAGAGACAACAAAAAGACGAGGAUCAUCCCCCGCCAUCUGCAGCUCGCUGUCCGCAAUGACGAGGAGCUCAAUAAACUUUUAGGCGGUGUUACCAUCGCCCAGGGCGGGGUGUUGCCAAACAUCCAAGCUGUUUUGCUGCCCAAGAAGACCGAGAAACCAGCCAAGAGCAAGUGAUGAUGGACUCCGUGACAUCUGGCGAGGACAUUGACACACAUCACGGCUUCCACACAGCGGUGCCACCAUUUUGAGUCUUUAAACUGAAGUAACACGUUUUCUUGUUCUCGCUUGAUUUCUGCUUUGUCUUAAAGUGUUAAGAAACUGAGUUAUGCUGUUGAUGUUUCUUGGAGAAAUGCUUGUCUACAUCGAGACGAACACUAACCACUAACUGGCUACAAACAUGGCGGACAUGUUCAACCUGGCCAUGAACAAAAGGUGGACUGUGAGCGGAUUAAACACAAAAGAAACCCGGGCUGAACAUUAGCAUUACACUCUUUGUAGUUUUUAGACCUGUGCUUGUUGUUGUUGUUCCCACUGCUAUUAAAUAAUGUCAUUUUUUUCCUUCCUGUUUUAAUUCAAUAAAUGUUGAGCCUGAGGAAGGCACAAAGA
Molecule: messenger RNA, 919 nt
Organism: Neoarius graeffei (lesser salmon catfish)
Lineage: Eukaryota; Metazoa; Chordata; Actinopteri; Siluriformes; Ariidae
Product: histone H2A
Exons: 1
Coding region: 101-487 (128 amino acids)
Cellular component (GO): nucleosome
Molecular function (GO): protein heterodimerization activity; DNA binding; structural constituent of chromatin
Source: RefSeq, a predicted model, not a curated record